Messenger RNA from Anopheles coluzzii, 1556 nucleotides. It is a transcript of the gene mRpS29, whose product is annotated as 28S ribosomal protein S29, mitochondrial. Gene Ontology annotation, cellular component: mitochondrial ribosome; mitochondrial small ribosomal subunit. Gene Ontology annotation, biological process: apoptotic process. The record is from RefSeq and is a predicted model, not a curated record. The transcript is spliced from 2 exons. Lineage: Eukaryota; Metazoa; Arthropoda; Insecta; Diptera; Culicidae. The coding region runs from base 254 to 1474 and encodes 406 amino acids. Gene Ontology annotation, molecular function: structural constituent of ribosome.
UCAUGGUGCCAGACCACAACAUAACAACACCCACUGUAAUCACCUCGCAUUGCCGGUGUCAGAGCAUAUUAUGCUAACUCCGUGCAGUGUCAAAAUAAAUACAAGAAACUUACCUGCUACUGCAAAACCCCAUCGAACGUUCAAUGGUCGGCCAAUAAUUUGCUGUUUAUAUUAAAAUAAGCUAGGAAAGCAAGACAGCCGCAAAGGGAAGAACUACUGCUACUCGAACCGCUAAGCUGCCACUUGCCGAACCAUGAUACUGAAAAUGACCAUCCCAAACACCGUGUGGUAUCAAACCCGCUCGAUAGUGUCAUCGGUCACAGCAAACACAGCCGCCGCCGCCGCGAUGGAUCGCGUGCCGAAGGUGGUGGAAUUCCGCACUCCGGAACAAACCGUAGCAAAUCACACGCGCGCCACGCUCGGCCGCUACUACACCGUGCCGGGCGACGUGCGCAAGAAGAUCUUUGCGCACGGCGGGCUGCCGAAAAGCUUCGAGCGUCAAAUCAAAACGUUCAACGAGUGCUCGCUGAUGGUGCGCCGGCCGGCCGUCGAGAUCAUGGAGUACCUGCAGCGGACGGAUUUCGCCCGCCCGGUGAACCGGUUCGUCCUGCAUGGCGAGGACGGCGUGGGCAAAUCGCUCGUGCUAGCGCACCUGCUGCACUACGGCUUCCAGCAGCAGUACGUGCUGAUACACGUGCCCUGGGUGCCGAACUGGAUGAAGCGCGCGAAGGAGAUUGCGAACUCGGCCUCGCACGAGGGCUCGAUCGAUCUGCCGCUGGAUGGUGCGGCCUGGCUGGUGCACUUCAAGAGCCAGAACGGGCCGCUCAUCAAAAGCCUGGGCCUGACGGUGAGCCGCGAGUACGUGUGGACGAAGCGUGAAACUACGCCGGCCGGUGCACCGCUGAUGGAGCUCGUCGAGCACGGUAUCAACCGGGCGAAGUUUUCCUGCGACACGAUCGCUGCGUUGGUGGAGGAGCUGAAGCAGCAUGCGAGUGCGGGUCGCGCCCGGGCCAUGGUAGUGAUCGACGGGUACAAUGCAUUCUUCCAGCCUCACACGCGCUUGCUGACGGAAGCCAAGGCACGCAUCACGCCGGACCAGAUCACGCUCACCAAACCGUUCCUGAGCAUCACGCGCAACGACUGGACGAACGGCGUGUGCGUGGUCACCGUCGACCAGAUGGUGAAAGAGUUCAAGGACACGGCAGCCGGCCGGCAAAGCAGUGCUGUGGCGGGGCCGGCCCAGGUACAAGAGCCCUCCCUCGCGCUGCUGGAGUCGCGCGAGUGUUUUGAGCAUCUCGACCCGUUCGUGCCGGUCAGCGUGGUCGGUUACGAUGACGCUGAGUACUACAGCUGCAUCCAGUACUACCUGGAGCGCAAAUGGAUACAGACGAAUGAGCCCGGGUUUGAGGAGGAGCUUAAACUGCUCAGCUGCCAAAACCCGUACCAGCUGAUGCAGCUGUGUGCAUCGUUGUAGGGCGGGGUGGAAGGUGUAAAGUAGAAUUGUUAUCCAAAAAAACGAAUAAACAAGACCUACAGUGCGUAAAUACGUGAAACAA